AUGCAUCAAUUGAACCACCUCAUCAUUGUCUGCUGUCAUGCCAUUUGUGCUGUUGGCCCAAAACAUGGAUUGUCUGAAGACGAAUGGUUUAUUGAGUCUUUCCAGAAGGGGGAGACACCCACUUUUAUCAAUCAUGCGAUAGCUGGACUAAAGGCUUUGUCUGACGACCCUCGUGCGCUGCUUAUUUUCUCGGGGGGCGCAACAAAGAAAUCGAGAACAUACUUGAGCGAGGGACAAUCAUAUCUUAAACUCGCAGAGGAGAACAACUACUUUCAAGACCCGAAACAAGUCACAGUAUCUUACACAUCGAGGAUCACAACAGAGGAUCUCGCGACAGAUUCAUAUCAAAAUGUACUCUUUUCACUUCUACGUUUUCGAUUGCACACAGGGAUUUACCCGCAACGCGUUACCGUCGUGACCCAUGAAUUUAAAAGAGCUCGGUUCAUGGAGUGCCAUUUCCCCUCCUUGGGGUUAUCUCCGAGGAUUGAUGGUAGACAUGCAGAAGCUAGUGCGGUUUCUGUAAUUGGUAUAAACCCGCCAGAGGAUGUCACUCCCUUAGAAUCAUUGGUCCGUGGCGAAGCGGGCAAAGGGAUUGGGCUCUGGAAACAAGAUCUAUAUGGAGUUGGCGAGGAUUUGGCCGGCAAGCGACGUCAAAGAGGCUGGACCUCGGGUAUGGAAACAGGAGCCUUUGUGAAUGUCGGACUCCAAGAAGUCGUUGAACAAUUGGUAUGCUGGCAGGGCGGGACCGGUAAUGAAUUGUUCCCAAGGAUGAAAGAGCUGCCCUGGUUCUACGGCAAUCUAGCAACAUAG
Molecule: messenger RNA, 810 nt
Organism: Penicillium pulvis
Lineage: Eukaryota; Fungi; Ascomycota; Eurotiomycetes; Eurotiales; Aspergillaceae
Product: DUF218 domain protein
Exons: 4
Coding region: 1-810 (269 amino acids)
Cellular component (GO): cytoplasm
Source: RefSeq, a predicted model, not a curated record